AUGACAUCAGUCGCUUCUACAAUGUUCAAGCUCGUGGUAUUGUCUGCUCUCCUCAUCGCCGUGGCCGCUGAGCCGGGCUUCUUCUCCGCCCCGCUGGCGCCUGUCACUUACGCGGCGACUGUUGCGGCCCCCGCCACCACCACCUACGUGCAGUCCAGCAGCUACAUAGCACCCACGGUCUAUUCAUCCCUGCCCUACCCUCACUUCAUCAAGAAGCGCUCGGCGGAAGCUGACACCGCCGCUGAGGAUGCAGCACCACAAACAGCACACAAUAAACGCUCGGUCUUGCUUGCAGAACCCGCCCUAGCCCCCGCGGCAUACGGCCCUGCCUACAUUGCGUCGGCCCCUCUGGCUGCGCCUUACUCCCCCGCUAUCAUCCCCAGUGCCUCCUACUACCCUUCCUACUAUCCAUCAUACUACGCUGGCUAUCCCGCUGCGGUGCCUUUGAUCAAGAAA
Iphiclides podalirius (scarce swallowtail) is the source of this 456-nucleotide messenger RNA. The record is from the annotation of a GenBank genome assembly. Lineage: Eukaryota; Metazoa; Arthropoda; Insecta; Lepidoptera; Papilionidae.